GCGCGCUCCAGUGCAAGUCGCGCUGUGUAGCUCGCGUGGAGCGUGACAGCAGCACCGUAGUGGAAGACGCAGUUUACUGUUGUUUCGUGCACUCGAGGGGCACCCGUUGUGCGCAUUUAGCAUUUAGUGGUGCUCGUGAAGGUGGCGCGGGAAUCAUGCCUCGAAAAACUGCGUGAUCGGUGCGCGAAACUUUCUUGUGAUGCCCGAGUCAAUGCCUAUGGCUGCUGCUGCCACUGCCUUGGCUAGCGCCGUGAUACUCUUUGCUGUGUUCACCGUCUCUCUGACAGCUGAUACAACGACGGAAACGACGCGAGUGAAAUGUCCGGAUAAUCAAUUUGCUUGUGCCGAUGGGCAAGGCUGCAUACCAAAGCAGUGGAAGUGCGACUUCUCCCCUGAUUGUGCGGAUGGCUCAGAUGAGCCUGAGGACUGUGUUCCUAGCACGUGUGCAUCAGGACAGUUCCAGUGUGCGCUAUCCAGACGAUGCAUUCCCAAGGGCUUUGUCUGUGACCGAGAGUCAGAUUGUGGCUUCACAGAUGACCUCGUCCCAGACACAUCUGAUGAAGAUGCGCGGCGCUGUCACCUAGGAAACAGCUGCCCGCAAAACUACUUUCGGUGCCACGAUGGCAUAACGUGCCGUCGAAUAGCUGUGCUCUGCGAUGGUCACAAUGACUGCCCAGAUUUCUCUGACGAGGGCCCUUUUUGCUCAGAGACAGCUCAAUGUGCCAAUGCAUCUUGUGAUCAUGGUUGCAAGCCGGGACCCCAGGGUCCUGUCUGCUUCUGCAAGAAAGGCAUGGAGCCCCAUCAUGAGAUGCCUUCCCUUUGUGUUGACGCCGACCCUUGCAGUGUUCCUGGCACCUGUGACCAGAACUGCACAAGUGGACCUAAGGGCUCACACAACUGCAGCUGCAUUGAAGGCUACAGGACAGUUGGAAGUCAAUGUUUUGGCAUCAAUGUCCCAGAGGAUGAAGAGGCCACACUUCUUUUUGCCAAUUCUAUAAACAUUCAACACAUUCGCCUGGACGGUUCUCCUGUUGCCGGCAACAGCAGCAUCGCUCCAGUGAAAGAAAGCCUUGCCAUGGAUUUUAACCACGUGAAUAGGACUGUGUGCUGGAUUAACCAUGAAGGAAACGAGACGGCCCUUCAGUGUGCUCUUGUCUCUCAGCUGGACGUGCGGUGGGACUUGAAGCUGAACGACUCUUUUUCGUUGACUACUGUCAAUCAAAUGGCGCUAGACUGGGUAUCCGGCAACUGGUACUUCCUGGACGAUGUGCGGGAGACCAUAUUUUGCAAUGCCUCUCUUUCUGUGUGCGUCACAGUGAUUGACGUUGGACUGAGCAAACCCCGUGGCAUUGCCCUGGACCCUUACAAAGGGUUCAUGUUUGUCACGGAGUGGGGCAGUGCAGCGCCGGUGUUGGAGCGUGCUCACCUAGAUGGAACUGAGCGUACCAAGCUUGUGGAGCAGAAGAUUGUCUAUCCUUUUGGCAUUGCCGUUGACCUGCCCAGGGAAGAGGUCUAUUGGGUCGACACCUACCUCGACAUGGUGGAACGCAUCAGCUACGAUGGUUCGAGGCGCACCACUGUUUUCCGCGGGGCUCCCAUGCGCAACCUGUAUGGCAUCACGGUGUUUGAAAACUACCUGUACGUGACAAGUUGGCACAGCAAUUCCGUGGUGGUUGUGCACAAGUACAACCAGAGUGACAUCCGCACUGUGAAAGCCAACCUGACAAGGCCAUUCUCCAUUCACGUUUACCAUCGUCAACGGAAACCCUUCGUGAGUGAGCACCCUUGCAGCCAAAACAAUGGAAACUGUGAGCACCUGUGCAUACCAUCAACCAUAAAGGGGACGCUGACAGCUCAGUGUAUUUGCCGGCCUGGUUUUCGUCUUGCAGAUCAGGGACGUUGCAUUGUGGUGGCUCCAGCACAGUUCCUGCUGUAUGCACGUGGGCGGCCGGGUGCGGUGAAAGGUAUUUCAACAAGUGACGACUUCCCUGAGUCCAAGGUGUUCCCACUACUGCGGCGUGAAGUGAUGGCUCCCAUACGUUCCCUCAGCCGCCCAACCGCUUUGGACUACGACGCCAGGACUCGCACCGUCUAUUAUUCGGAUGCCCAGCAAUUCGUCAUUGAGCGCCAGGGUCUGGACGGAUCCAAGAGAGAAGUGUUCACUUCUAAAGGCCUAAACAACUGCGAAGGGCUGGCUGUGGACUGGGCGGGUCGCAACCUGUAUUGGACUGAUGAGGGACAUUUGGGCAUCUGGGUUGCACGACUGGACAACGCCACACUGCGCCGGCAGCUCGUCUCUCUCAACAUGUCACAUCCAAGGGCCAUUGUAGUCGAUCCCAAGAGGGGGUACAUGUACUGGUCUGAUUGGUCAACUGAACCGUAUCCACCAAGUGAUGGCCGAGAUGGAGGAAAAAUAGAGAGAACAUACAUGGACGGUUCGCACCGCGAGGUGUUUGUCUCACAAGACCUGCACUGGCCGAAUGGCCUGAGCAUAGACUACGUUAACCGCCAGCUCUACUGGUGUGAUGUGUACUUCCAUCGCAUUGAGCGCAUCGGCCUUGAUGGCAAGGGGCGUGAGGUGCUGGUAGAAGGCGAGCACUUGGACCACCCAUAUGGCCUGGCCCACUUUGGAAACUACAUCUACUGGACUGAGUUCCAGAAGGGCCACAUUCUUCGCUUUGACACGGUUUCAAAGAACAUCACUAAACUCAAGACUGAAAACCCGCCCCUCUUUGAACUGCGUUUCUUUGAUGAGGCAUCGCAAUCGACUGCCAGCAGUUGCAGCAGUGACAAUGGUGGCUGCUCACAGCUGUGCUUGUCUAUUCCCGAGGGUCACUCCUGUGCUUGCGGGGACGGCUACUACCUGGCCACUGACGGCACUACGUGCCACCGGUCGGCAAACUAUACCGAGCCUUCACGGUGUCGUGAGGGUGAAUUUGAGUGCAAGACCAACCAGCGGUGCAUCGACAAGCGCUAUCUUUGUGAUGGCGACAACGACUGUGGUGACAACUCCGAUGAGGACUCUUCACCAUCUGGAAUCUGUGAGAAAGUGACCUGUCAGGAAGACCAGUUCCGGUGUGACGCCAACCGAUGCAUUUCCUUGCACUGGGUCUGCGAUGGGGAACGUGACUGCGUGGAUGGCUCAGAUGAAGAGCCAACGUCCAAGUGCAGAAACACGACGUGCAGUGCAGCGCAGUACACUUGCAAGGUGACUGGAAAAUGCAUACCUCACAGCUGGACGUGCGACUCUGACAAGGACUGCGGUGAAGGGGACACUUCAGACGAGCAUGAAGCCUGUGUGUACCCAGAGUGCGAUGUGACCGAGUUUCGGUGCAGCAAUCAGCGCUGCAUUCCCCUUGACUACGUGUGUGACGUGGAUGACGACUGUCGAGACGGGUCAGACGAGAAAGAUUGUGCUGCUGUGUCCUGUGACCGUGGCCACCGGUGUGGCACUGGUCACUGCAUCUGGGAUGCCCUUGUCUGCAACGGUGUCUGGGACUGUCAAGAUGGCUCGGACGAAGCCAACUGCACGGGAAGCCGCAACAGCACCAACGUACCGCCUUGCCACAAAGACCAGUUCGGCUGUGGGAAUGGCGAGUGUGUGCCUAAAAGCUGGCAUUGUGAUGGGAAACCCGACUGCCUUGAUGCAAGCGAUGAGAAAGGAUGUGGCAAUGUAAACUGCUCUUCGAAUGAAUUUCUUUGUGAGAACCGGCAGGAGUGCAUUCCAGUUCAGUUUGUCUGUGACAGUGACCAUGACUGCAUGGACAACUCUGAUGAAAAGAACUGCACAUCUGUGUCUCACCUCAAGUGCCCCAAACCCAGCCACACCUGUGACAACAACACUCGCUGCAUAGAGGUUACUCGUCUUUGUGACAAGGUUCCAGAUUGCAAGGAUGGCUCGGAUGAGGGUGGCCUCUGUGACGAUGGCCUGUGUAAUCCUAACGACUGCGAAGACUUCUGUCGACCCACACCAUACGGGAAGACAUGUUACUGUAGAGAUGGUUUGCAGCUCGCUAUCAACGGCCGGUCGUGCACAGACAAGAAACCAUGCUCCCAAUGGGGCGUAUGCAGCCAGAAGUGCUUUCAGCUGAAGCACUCGCACAAGUGUACAUGUGAGAAAGGCUAUGAACUUGCCUCAGACAUGUUUACCUGCAAAAGCACUGACCCAGCAACGCCUUAUGUCAUCUUCUCCAAUCGACAUGAACUGAGGAGUGUGGAUUUGAACACCAUGUCCCUCCGUGCACUCAUUACGGGCCUCAAGAACACCAUUGCACUGGACUUUUACCACUCUGACUCUGGUGACAUGCUUUAUUGGACAGAUGUAGUGGAUGACAAGAUAUACAGGGGUUCGAUCAUCUCUGGAAGUCUCUCAAGUAUCGAAGUAGUUGUGGAAACCGGCCUGGCAACUGCAGAAGGUCUUGCUGUAGACUGGAUAGGCGAGAAUCUCUACUGGGUGGAAAGCAACCUUGACCAGAUUGAAGUGGCUAAACUGAAUGGUAGUUUCCGAAGAACCCUGGUUGCAGGAAAUAUGGAAAGUCCCCGAGCCAUUGUGCUUGAUCCUAGAUAUGGAUUAAUGUUCUGGACAGACUGGGACAAGGAAGCACCCCGUAUUGAGCAGGCCUCCAUGAGUGGUGAUGGUCGGCGUGUAGUACUGCGCAUUGACGAAGUCACCCAGGGUGGAGCAUGGCCCAACGGACUCACGCUGGACUUUGUGGCUCUACGUAUCUACUGGAUCGAUGCCCGAUCCGACUCUGUGCACACGUCACGCUACGAUGGCUCAGACUACCACGAAAUCCUGCGAGGCCAUGAGACACUCUCGCACCCAUUUGCGAUUACCUUGUUUGGCAACUAUGUUUACUGGACUGACUGGAGGACCAACUCAGUCAUCCGGUGCAAUAAGUGGAAUGGCUCUGAUGUUCAGAUAGUACAGAAGGCUGCUAUACAACCUUUUGAUAUUCAAGUAUUUCACCCGUCGAGGCAACCAAAAGGCAACGGCAAGAACGGCUGUGCCGCAAAUAAUGGUGGCUGCUCUCAUCUCUGCCUCCUGAGCUUCAACAACACUUACAAGUGCAACUGCCCACAUCUGAUGCGUCUCGGAGACGAUGGCAGGACAUGCCAUAGCAUGGAGCGUGUCCUGCUUUUUUCGAGGCCCAACGAAAUUAGAGGUGUUGACCUCGAUAUGCCAUAUUACCAUGUCAUUCCGCCCUUCAGUUCUCCCAAGGUUAUUCAUGCAGUGAAGCUGGAUUUUGAUUCCAAACGGCGCAUGAUCUACUGGUCGGACACACACCUAAAUGAGAUAAAGCGGGCUUCCCUGUUAGGCUCAGCUGUCGAAACUAUCAUUGACACUGUUAUUGAAAACCCGUAUGGUUUUGCUGUGGAUUGGAUCUCGAGGAACAUGUUCUUUACGUCUUAUGGCGAGGCCGGCAAGCACAUCUUUGCCUGCAGCCUGGAUGGAGAGUAUGUGUCGUCAAUCAUAGAUACCAACUUGGACUCGCCAGGCUCUCUGGCUGUUCAUCCCACCUUGGGGUUGAUCAUGUGGACUGACCAUGGGUCUCCGCACGAAAGAAUUCAAGUUGCCAAGAUGGAUGGGUCAGCACGAAAGACGCUGACAUCACGCCUCGAUAACCCAAAACUUGAAGGAUCCACAAGCUUGACAGUGGACUUUGAGACGAACCACCUGUACUGGGUGAAUCGUGACCAAGGCAUGGUCCAGCGACUGCUGCUGACCAGCCUAGAUCCUGUGGCUGAGACUCUGGAUGUGUUGUUGGGUGGCGAGCAGCCGCACGCUCUUGCCAUCUACGGUUCACAGCUGCUGCUAGCCACCGACUACGCCAUACAUGUUGCCGACAAGAGCAGCCCUAAAAAUGCCACUGUCCUGCGCAACAAUACAGACACUGUGCUCGCACUUGCCGUCUAUGAUGCCAGCCAACAAACUGGUCAAAAUCUUUGCAGCAGCAAUAAUGGAAACUGCUCUCACCUAUGUUUACCAACAUCACAAACUUCAAGGGUCUGCAAGUGCACAACUGGAUUUCUGCCUGAUCCAAGCGACGAGACUAAGUGUGUCGGUUAUGCUGAAUUUCUUUUGUACUCCAUCAACUAUGAGAUACGAGGCACAUCUUUGGUGUCAUCAUCAGUACCAUCUCAGCGCGUGCUGGCUCCCAUCUCCAGGGUCUCUAUGGCAACAUCUAUUGACUUUGUUGAUGAAUACAUUUACUGGGUGGAUUCAGAAGGGGGUAGCAUCACCCGAAUUCACAGAGACAUGACUGGACGGGAGACUGUUGUCAGUGGUCUUGAUGCCAUUGAAGGACUUGCAAUUGACUGGGUAGCAGGGAACAUGUACUGGAUUGACCCUUCGUACGAUGUGAUCGAAGUGUCGCGGCUCAAUGGAUCCGGCCGCUAUGUUCUCCUUUCCGGUAACAUGGAUAAGCCUCGGGCCAUUGUUGUGCAUCCGUACAAAGGGUACAUCUUUUGGAGUGAUUGGGGCGUACCACCGAAGAUAGAACGGGCAGCUCUGGAUGGCUCCAACCGCGUCGUCCUUGUCAAUGCAUCGGUGCAGCUAGUGAACGACCUGGCCAUCGACUUUGAAGAAGACAAGCUCUACUGGUGCGACUCACGCACCGACACAAUCGAGAAGGGUCAAUUUACUGGCACAGGGCGUGAGACCGUCUUUCCACCACCCUCUGGAGCAGAGGAGGAAGAUGCAGAGGACACACACCGUCCGCUGCAGAACCCUUUUUCGCUUGCUGUUCAUGGUACUUUCGUCUACUGGGCCGACACCCAUCGUGAGGACGGGUCAAUUUUCCGUGUCAAAAAGCAUGACCCAGGCCUCGAGGAAAUGCUGGUGAACCACUUGACAGAUUCGAUCAAGGAUCUGCAGGUUUUCCAUACACGACCGAAACAGAAGACGAACAACCCGUGCAGUGUGGGCAAUGGAGGUUGUCAGGAGCUAUGCCUGUACAAGGGAGAUGAUGGCCACACCUGUGCCUGCUCCCAUGGCCGAGUGGCUCCUGAUGGACGAACUUGCCAAGAUUACGAAGGCUUUGUCAUGUUCUCGCGGGUGCGCACUAUAGACAGCAUUCACAUGAUGGACGAGACAAAUCUGAAUGCACCAUUUCCAAGCAUCUCCAGUUCAGAGUAUAUGCGCAACAUCAUCGGUCUUGCAUUUGACUACUCUGAGCGCCGCAUCUUCUACUCAGACAUCCAGCGUGGCAGCAUCAACAGUGUUCACUUCAAUGGCUCUGGGCACACCGUUCUCGUUCAGAAGCAAGGCUCGGUCGAAGGCCUUGCAUACGAGCCUGUGAACAAUGAACUCUACUGGACCAGCCACAGGGACGCCUCUGUCGGCCGAGUCAGCCUGUCCGACCCAACCGCCCUUCCUGAAAAGAUUGUCAAGCUGGGAACUGAAGACAAGCCUCGAGGCAUUGUCGUCAGCAGCUGCAUCAAGCGGGUAUUCUGGACUAAUUGGAACAGCCACCACCCAAGCAUCCAAAAGUCGUACCUCAAUGGCUACGAGCUGGAAUCGAUCAUCACUACCGACAUUCGCAUGCCCAACGGCAUUGCCAUUGAUCACCAGCUGCAAAAGCUGUACUGGUCUGACGCACGUCUUGACAAAAUCGAACGCUGUGACUUCAAUGGCGGGGAUCGUCACGUGUUGCUAAGCGAGCACCCGCAGCAUCCUUUCGACUUGGCCGUAUACGGGGACUUUGUGUUCUGGACUGACUGGGUGGCGCACGCCGUGCUGCGUGCCAACAAGCACACAGGUGCUGACGUCGUUGUGCUGCGCAAAAAUGUCGUGCGACCAAUGGGCAUCAUUGCUGUGGCCAAUGACACCAACGACUGCACACUGAGCCCCUGUUCUACACUGAACGGUGGCUGCGAAGAUCAGUGUGUGGUUGCUACAAAUGGAACCAUCUACUGCCAGUGCUUCCCUGGAAGAACUCUGAUGUCAGAUGGGAGGCGAUGUGCCGUCAAGAUUGCCAACUGUACCAGUGUAGAAUUCCAGUGCGGUGAUGGGGCUUGCAUUCCAUUUGAGCUUGCCUGUGAUGGUGUGCAGGCUUGUCCCGAUGGCUCUGACGAAAAUGUCAUUGACUGUGCCAUGUUGACGUGCCCCGAAGGUUUCUACAGAUGCCACAACGGGCGUUGUGUGUCCAAGAACCGUGUUUGUGAUGGCUUGGAUGCAUGUGGCGAUUACAGUGAUGAGCUGAACUGUACUUGCAAAGGUGACCAGUUCAAGUGCGCUCGGGGCCCCUGCAUUCCAUCUAACUUCGUCUGCGACUUCGAGCCAGAAUGCCCCGACGCCAGUGAUGAAAUCAACUGCCCUAAGCCUGACUGCACGAGACACCCGAUGACCUUGCACCCGAAUUUGCUUCUGGUGAACUGUGAGAGGACAACUGCGUGCAUUCACUUGGGCUGGAUAUGUGAUGGCCAGAACGACUGUUGGGACUUCUCAGAUGAAGAGAACUGUCAAACUACCACACCGCAGGUGUCCUGUCCAGCCAUGUCCUUCCGCUGCCUGAAUGGCUUGUGCAUUCCGGAUUCCUGGCGUUGUGAUCGGGACAUGGAUUGCGAGGAUGGCCACAAUGGUUCACUAAGCUCGGACGAGAAGGGCUGUGAAUACAAAUGUGCAAGGGACCAGUUUCAGUGUACAGAUGGCGAAUGCAUAAGCCUUCUGAACCGCUGUGAUGGCCAACCUGACUGCUCGGACGGCUCUGAUGAACCACCAGCAUGUCGUAUGCGCCAGUGUGGCGACAGCGAGUUCAAGUGCAAUAGCACAGGCCAGUGCAUCCCCAACGCCUGGAAGUGUGAUGGCGCUGGUGACUGCCUGGACAACUCUGACGAGGACCCAAGUCUCAACUGCACUCUUCGACAGUGCAAGGCUAAUGAGUUCAAGUGCCUCAACCAAGUCUGCAUAUUGGAUAGCUUCUACUGCGAUGGAGAUCAUGACUGUGAGGAUGGCUCGGAUGAACCAGACACCUGUGAGAAACACCGUUGUCGGGAGAACCAAUUUGCAUGCAAUAAUGGGCGCUGCAUUUCCAACCACGCGACCUGCAAUGGCUGGGAUGAUUGCCGGGAUGGGUCCGAUGAGAAACCAGACUUGUGUCACAAGCAAACCGCCAAGAAUUCCUCAUGUCCCGAUGGCAACUUUUUGUGUGCAAACAAGAACUGCGUCAAUGACAGUCUCCUAUGCAAUGGGGAGAAUGACUGUGGUGACUUCUCUGACGAAGACCAGUGCAAUGUCAAUGAAUGCGAGUUGUCGACGCACGCUUGCUCACAGAUUUGUGAGGACCGCCCGAUAGGCUACAAGUGCGGCUGUCAUCCUGGCUUUGAGCCUAAAUAUGACGGCCACAUCUGCGAAGAUGUGGACGAAUGCACCACGAAGUAUCCUUGCACCCACCACUGUCGCAACACAUAUGGGUCGUUUGCCUGCACAUGUGCGGAUGGCUAUUUUUCCAUUGAUGCAGGCCGCACCUGCAAGGCAAACUCCUCUGUGCGAGCGCAUUUGCUGUUGUCAAAUCGUUAUUACAUACGGCAAAUUGACUUGCACAAAAUCAGUUCAGAGAUACUAGCCCAGAAUCUCACCAACUCUGUGGCUCUGGACUUUGAUUCGGUCGAAGACUGCAUCUACUGGUCGGAAGUGACAGCUGUGGGAAGCUCCAUCAAGCGUAUGUGCCUCAAAGGGAGGCAGCAGCAUGAGGUGCUGCACUCCACCACAGUACAGAAUCCAGAUGGCUUAGCUGUGGAUUGGAUUGGUAGGAACCUCUAUUGGUGUGACAAAGGCAAAGACACAAUUGAAGUGUCUCACUUGGAUGGAAAGUUCCGCAAGGUACUCAUUAGAACUGGUCUCGAAGAACCUCGUGCCAUAGUUGUGGAUCCUGUUGAUGGCUACAUGUACUGGACAGAUUGGGGUGAGCACCCAUACAUUGGAAAAGCAGAGAUGGAUGGCUCAAAUGUGCAAGUUCUGGUGAACGAGUCUUCAGAGUCUAUGGGCUGGCCCAACGCACUCACCUUGGAUUUGAUCACUCGCCAGUUGUUUUGGGCUGAUGCCAAACACGACUACAUUGCAACGGCCAAUUUAGAUGGAGGCAACAUUCGCAUCCUUGCUAGAAAUGGGCCCACAUCCCCAUUGCACCAUGUGUUUGCUAUGACGCUGUUUGAAGACAAGCUCUACUGGACUGACUGGGAAAGCAAGGCAGUGCUGUACUGCAACAAGAACAACUGCACCAACAUCACCACACUUGUCCGCACUGCCAUUCGACCUAUGGACAUUCAGGUGCAACACCCCUGAGGACAGAGGCCAAUGCCGGACAACCCCUGCCAAGAUAAUGGUGGCUGUGCGACGCUGUGCUUACUCAAAGCUGGGGGCAAGUCUACGUGCGCGUGCCCCGAAAAUUACGUCUUGCAAGGGGACUCUGUAUCUUGCGAGAACAACUGCACCAGUUCACAGUUUGUAUGUGAGAAGACGUACAAGUGCAUUCCCUCCUUGUGGCGUUGUGACACCCAGGAUGAUUGCGGUGAUGGCUCUGACGAGCCGCCCAGUUGUCCACCAUUUUUGUGCAGCCCUGGCCAGUUCCAGUGCGCCGAUGAACAGUGUAUCCAGCCUAGCCAGUUGUGUGACGGCAAGCCGCAGUGCACAGGUGGCGACGAUGAACACGACUGUGACAAGUACACCUGCUUGCCAAGCCAGUUUAAGUGUCCUGGCAAUGGGACAUCGCAGGCAUACUGCAUAUCAGUGGCGUCACGUUGUGAUGGCCACAUCGACUGUGCCAUGGGUGGCGAGGAUGAACUCAACUGCCCUCCGAAGACUUGUCCAGCGAAUCAGUUUAAAUGCAACAACAGCCGUUGCAUUCCUGAUGUGUGGACUUGUGAUGGAGACAAUGACUGCUUUGAUGGAUCAGACGAACCACCUAACUGUGCCGACAGAGAAUGCCCUCCAAAUUCAUUCCGUUGUUCAUCCGGGCGCUGCAUUCCUUUGGCAUGGCGCUGUGAUGGUGACUACGACUGCUCGGGUCGGGAGGACGAAGGCUCUUCGUGCGAUGAGGAAGCCAUGAGCUGCCACCCAUCUUAUUUCCGUUGCAACAAUGGCCGAUGCCUGCCUGGCCAUUGGCAGUGCGACUUUGACGACGACUGUGGGGAUGGUUCAGAUGAGAAGGACUGCGAACGCCGUACUUGCUUGAACAACGAGUUUCAGUGUGCGAAUGGGAGGUGCAUCAAGGCUUCCAUGCAUUGCAACGGAGAGUUCAACUGUGAGGAUCGCAGUGAUGAGGCCAACUGCAAUUCGACAUGCCGUUCCAAUGAGUUCUACUGCAAAGUUGUGGGCCACUGCAUCCACAAAGAGUGGCGAUGUGAUGGCGAUGUAGAUUGUGCUGAUGGUUCGGAUGAAGAAGGUUGCAAUAUUGCUUGUAAAGCAGGAGAGUUCCAAUGCCAGAAUGGGGCUUGCAUUACUAGUGCAUUCCAGUGUGAUAAUGAAGAUGAUUGUGGAGACGGCUCUGAUGAAGACCACCACAAUUGCUUGCAUUUCGCAUGCCCUCCCGGAAAAUUCAAGUGCAAGAACAGUCUAUGUGUACCGGGCUCAAGCGUGUGCGACGGAAAGGAUGACUGCGGGGAUAAUUCCGAUGAGGACUCCCCUCAGUGUCAUCAUUGCAAGCCGCACGAGUUCAAGUGCAAGAGCCAAAGAUGCAUAGCGAUCAGUUUAUUCUGCAAUGGCAUUGACGACUGUGGUGAUAGCACUGAUGAAGAAGACUGCGACACGGGACCCUGCCGAUUUGGCACCUGUUCACAGACGUGCAACAUCAAGAAGAAUUCCACCCACAGCUGCAGCUGUGCUCACGGUUUCGUUAAAGAUCACCGACGCAACAAUUCCUGCGUGGCACAAGGAGACAAAGCCUUCCUACUGGUGGCAAGUGAAAAUGAGCUCCGCCACGUAGACCCCUACAAGUCGUCGCACCAAGACGGUCAAGGCAUGCUGGGCAACCUGGACCCUUCGAAUCGGAUUCACGCCGUUGACCUGUUCUACAAUGACUCUCAGACGCUGGUGUUCUGGGCCAGCUUGCACAUGGGUGCUAUUUACCGCAGGCGCCUUUCACCACUGCCCCGAAGAAAAGAUAAUGUCCGACGCAAGCGACAAGCAGCUGGUGAUGCAGCUGUACUGUUGGGCAACCUGACUGAGCCAAGAGGGCUGGCUGUGGAUUGGGUCGGCCAGAUGCUAUACUGGGUGGAUGCAGGAGAACACAGCAUCUCUGUUGCCUCCCUGGAUGGCCAUCUGCGACGAACUCUCAUCUCUGAGAACUUAGACCAGCCCAAUGACAUUGCAGUGGAUCCCCACUCUGGGUACCUGUUCUGGACGGAGACAGGCUCCAAGCCUAGAAUUGGCCGUGCAAACUUGGAUGGCUCCAAUCCCCGCACUUUGGUAGAUGCACGUGUAAUCUGGCCCACUGGCAUUGCCGUGGACCACGCAGCAGGCCGUAUAUACUGGGCUGACCGCAAAGCAUCCCUUGUGGAGACGACCAACCUCGACGGCAAAUUGCGUCACAUUGUUUACAACAGGACAGCUCAUAAUAGUGCACAUGCACAUGAGGAAAGCCCCUACCGGGUGGACGUCUUUGAGGACAGCCUCUACAUCAGCACCUUCCCAAGCAACGCCAUACUGCGUGUCAGCAAGUUUGGAGGAGGCAAAAUUACUUACCUGAUUCGAGGCCUGCAUAGGGCCACUGACGUGGUAAUUGUUCAGGAGCACAAGCAGGGUGCACCAAUGAACAACCCCUGCAGCAAGAACCCGUGUGGCUCUGGUGCCCUAUGCGUGCUUCGCAACUCCAAGGACUUCAGUUGCCUCUGUCCAGAUGGCAUGGUGGAGACCAGGACUGUGGAUCGCACAACAGCUUGUACCAUUGUGGCCCCUACGCCUCCUUCACCUGAUGCCAAGUGUGAGCUGAACUGCCUUAGUGGAGGAACCUGUGUUCUCGGCAACAAUCAUCAGCCCUUCUGCAGGUGUCCUGUGGGUUAUACAGGAAAAAGAUGUGAGCGGUAUGUGUGUUCCCAGUACUGCAAAAACAAAGGCCUAUGUAACGUCAUCACAAGCCAGGAGAUGUACUGCAUUUGUCCUCCACAGUGGACUGGCAAGAGAUGUGAGACACCUCUCAACAUAUGCGAACUCUGCAUGAGAGAUGGAUCAUGUACCAAUGGAUUUGCAGACGUCAGAUGCAAGCAUUGUAUCUUGAGAUGCACCCAAGAGGACCCUUGCCGCUCUCAGGGAGAAGAAGACCACUGUGUGCAUGGGGUGUGCCGUGUCAAUGAGACCGGUGUACGCCAAUGCAUAUGCGACAGCAGUUACACUGGUGAACGCUGCGACAGGCUCACACCACUGUGUGAUUCGUACUGCAGAAAUGGGGGAACUUGCCUGGGGCGAAAGAAGCUUCCGUGCACAUGCCCACCUGGUCUUCUCGGCAGUGACUGCUCCCCAGGUGGCUCAAGCUGUGGCUGCCUGCACGGUGCCACCUGCAUCACCACUAAACACGAAGGAGGGCUGGCACAGCGCUGCGUCUGCCCAGCGGGAUUCACAGGCGAGCGCUGCGAGAGUCGUCUCGCCGACAUCUGCCUCGAUUUCCCCUGCCUCCAUGGUGGCAUCUGCUACACCUCAGUGGGUCAACCCAUCUGCAAGUGUCCCCAGGGCUGGGGUGGCCUGCACUGCGACCAAAGCAGCAGCUGCAGAGGCUUUUGCUUCAACCAUGGCACAUGCUUGCUUUCAUCUCAGAACGAUGCAAUGCCAUCGUGUCUGUGUGCUCGAGGAUUCACUGGCCCACGCUGCCAGGACAGGGUUGACCAGAUUGCUUACAGCGACCACGGCACCUCGUCCUCUGACAACUUGCCCAAUAUCUUGGGCGCUAUCCUGAUUCCUGUGGUUGUCACUAUUUCACUGGUUGUGCUCAUUACCAUGGCAGUGCUCAUCUACAGGAAAAGAAAGCGGUCCAGGCCAUUCCACCAUGUGCGCAUGCAAGAAAGUGGAGGAGGUGGUGGCGGCAAUGUGGAAAUUAGCAAUCCCAUCUAUCUUCGUGGUGACUGUGAGGACGAUGCUGCGGAAGCUCUGAAUGCUUCCUUUACUCUCGACCCGGACAAGGCCACGAACUUCAGCAAUCCAGUGUAUGAUUCACUGUAUGCUGACAGCAAUGGAACCGGCGAAGAAAAGAAGGGGCUACUGCAGGGAGAGCCGCAAGUGGACUUCUUUGACGGCCAGAACUCUACGGGCCCCUGCAACGAUCACCCACUCGCCUAACAGUCAUUGAUCUUCACAAGAGGCUGCAGCAUUGCAGCGAUACGGCACCACAUCACGACAGUUGCGCAGCAAAACUUCGGAUACAGGCGAAAGGCUGCCCUGGAAGGAAAUUCCCGGUUCUCACCAUUUCGCAACCAAAGGACCAGCUCAAGGUGUCGCAAGUGCAUCUACUACUCGAGCGUGAGGAGUGAGGUGCUACCGUAUCCCUCCUUCAGCAUCUCACAACUUGUCAUCAGCUUUCAGUUUACGCAAUUGUGUAACUACCGGCAAGUCUAUUUGUGCCGAACUUGUCACUGCAGGUGGUACGUGCGUGUUGGUCGAGAGGACAGUCAAAGAUGGUCUCUUCUCCUAUUUUUUUACUUUAUAUGAGGUCACAGAGUCACCUGAUGCAUACAUGCCAUUUGUCAUUCGCACACAAGAAGUUUCAAGGAGAACUUUGUAGUUUGUUGUGCCCUCUGUUUCCUUUUUCUCCUGCACUCUGUUGCACGUGCCAAGUGUCCUGUAUUUUUCCAUCCUCAAUCGUUUCACAUAUUGGCUUGCUGUAAAAGUGGGCAAGAUUUGCAUUUCACCGGUAUAAUACUACUUUAUCGAAGGGUCGCCCCACCACUGACAAUUCUUACAGAUGCAUUUACGUGCGUAGUACAUAGUUUUGCUCUUGUUAUGUGACGCGAAUCAUUACUCUCAGCAAGGGUAAUUACGCCGGCAAAGUGAAGCAUGAGAAUGAAGUGGCAUGUCUUUCUACAACGGUCACAUGGACAGCCUUUUUUUUUUUUCUUUUUUUGUGGUACAUACUCUAGCUGCAUACUCUCCCAGGGAAAAAUAGCAUUUGCCGAGGAACAGUCUUGAACAUGGUAGCUUGAAGUGCUAGUCACAUACAUUGUCUGUAUAUCUGUCUGCCUUUCUGAACGUUAUGCAUUUUGUAGUCUUUCAUUUUUUUUUUUUCAGCUCUUGGUUUUCACGCUGUAAAUGUUCUUUCACUACUUAAAUAGGAAGUCACUUUGCUUUUGGGACCUUGAGCAAUGAAUAUUGCCCUGCCAUUUACGCAUGCCAUUUUUUUAACUUUUGGCACACAUUAAUACUAAUGAGAGGCAGCUAAACAUUUUUAAUUAAAAACACUUUUAUGUUAUGCAUCGAAUGAAGUUUGCUGUUCAAGUGAACAAGGUAGCAAGCCCAAAUUUUGAGUAAGUUUGCCCAUCGGGGCUUGCGUGUGCACCUAAUGAGAGAAGUUGCCCCCCGCGCCUGUAGCUAUGCUGACUUAGGCCGCUUGUUUUAGGGUCGUUUUAAUUUUAUUUUUUAGUAGUCUUUUUGGAAAAAAUGAGGGUCUUUUUGUUGCGGCUAGUAGCUUAUUAAUUUACUACAGCAUGAGAUUGUCCUGCAUCGCAGAGGUAUUGACUUGCUGAUACAAUCAUAUAUCGUUUUUUUUUUUCUUGUACAAUUGGUUUUACUUGCCCUGCCAUGGUACUGCUGUGCACUGAGACAGCAGAGUGCGUCCCCUCCAGCAGCAGCUGUGAAAAAAUAAUCACACUGCCGAGGGAACGUCUUGUGGAUUUGUCCAGGGAACCCGUGCCAAAGAAACAGCCCUUAUUAAGCUGAGUGCGACUUUGUGCUGUCAUUUAGUGGGACGUAGACAGUUGAAGUGCAUGUGUGUAGCCAUUACUUUCCAGGCAGCUUUUUUACUCCACCAAUUGACACUUACUUGCCCUCUGGCUUCUUCACCUGAUAUUAAGCAUUAUAAAUGUUGUACAUAGUAGCUCACUUAUGGAGGUCUCAUGGUACUUGUAGCAAUAGUGUGUCAAUCAAGACAGAAAUAUUCCAUAUCUUCCCAAGAGUUUCUAUUAUCUUUUUGUUUCAGUUGGACUCUGUUUUGUUUCCACAAGUUUACGAGCCUGUGUAUGUACAUUUUAACACUAUGCUUUGUGCAAGUUGUCAGUGUUUUCAUAUAAGUAGUGGGGAUGUGGCUGUGCCGAUUUUCUGUCCAGUGGCUCACUGAUAAGCAUGGCAGUUGUGAGCUGUGAACAAGGUCUUUUGCAACUACAUAUUGCUCAAGAUGUGCUUAAAGAAAAAAAUUAUAAUAAUAAAACCCUGUUGCACUUGUAAAAUAUAGCACUACGUCAAUUGACAGAUGACAGUUCUUCCAUUCUCAUUCUUGCUCCCAAUCUGCUAAUCACUAGUCACAGGUUUCAGCGACACUGCAAACCUAACUGGUGCAGAAAAAGUCUACCCAGCCACUCUUUCCGCUAUUGCCGGUGAGCACGGGUUCUGAGGCCUGCUCUGAGGAUGAGUGACUUGAAUGCAUUUUAAUCAGUACUGGUUGUAAAUGAAACUUUCUUUUAGCUUGUGGGGUUGAGCAGCUCAAUUUUGUAGUUGUUUUUUGCAAUCUGUAUUGUUGUGUUGUGAUACUGUAGGUGUACAAAAGAAUAAAUGUGAUGAUAAUUGCUGCAGCGAA
Molecule: messenger RNA, 16712 nt
Organism: Rhipicephalus microplus (southern cattle tick)
Lineage: Eukaryota; Metazoa; Arthropoda; Arachnida; Ixodida; Ixodidae
Gene: LRP1
Product: LDL receptor protein 1
Cellular component (GO): plasma membrane; signaling receptor complex
Molecular function (GO): protein binding; low-density lipoprotein particle receptor activity; calcium ion binding
Source: RefSeq, a predicted model, not a curated record